AUGAGAACAUUUCAUGGCCUACCACUUUCUUACGUCCGGUUUCUGCGGUUCGGACUGCUCAUAGCUACAGCAGGAGUGAACAGUCAUGCUGGAGCUUGUUAUCCAAUUCGUCGGGUGACGCAGACUCUGAUCAUAGUUAACAAGCGUCACGAUCCCGCCAUUAAGCUGAAGGCGGCAGCUCGUAAUGGACAUGAUUUGCACGAUUCAUUCACGAUGUCUACGCAGGUGGUGACUGGCGGACUUAAGUCCGCCAUGGGACAACCUUCCACCAGUUCU
This is a messenger RNA of Sphaeroforma arctica JP610, 276 nucleotides long. RefSeq lists its product as hypothetical. The transcript has a single exon. The annotation marks the transcript as partial. The record is from RefSeq and is a predicted model, not a curated record. NCBI's taxonomy places the organism in Eukaryota, Ichthyosporea, Ichthyophonida.